AUGGAGUCCGCGCCUUUAACCCAGGCCUACGACCAUGCCCAAGCCGCCUCCAUCGCAACCCACGCCUCCGACCACCCAGCAGCAAUAACAGCCCACACCGCCGCCGCCUCCUCCUUCGCCGCCGCCGCCACCACCACCACCAGCCCCGAAGCCCUCCGCACCCUCGCCCUCCUCGCAACCCACCACACAACACUCUCCGCCCUCCUCGUCGCCCCCAACCCCCCCCAACCCUCACCGACGCCGACUUAUCCGCCAGCUCUGAACCCCCUAUCUCAACCUCCGCCGCCGUCGCCGAGCUGCGCGCCAAAUCCACUUCCGACGCCCCACCAACAACCAGACAACAACCCACCUCCUCGUCACGCCGCACACCAGCCUUCACAUCGCUCCAACCACCCCGCCGCAUGCCCCCCCGCGAGCUCUCCUCUUCAAUAG
Pseudogymnoascus destructans is the source of this 432-nucleotide messenger RNA. RefSeq lists its product as uncharacterized. The transcript has 2 exons. NCBI's taxonomy places the organism in Eukaryota, Fungi, Ascomycota, Leotiomycetes, Thelebolales, Thelebolaceae. Bases 1 to 432 code for a protein of 143 amino acids. The record is from RefSeq and is a predicted model, not a curated record.